ACCGCGGGUCCAUCACCUGCCAUCCCGGUACCCACAUUCCACAGCAAAGUCUCCAACAAUUCAAAGUCUCCAAGACCUUCACUUGCUAUCAUGGCUGGGCGUGGGCUUUUAGCUGCAGGUUUGGUUCUCCUUGCCGCCGUCGCUCCGGCCUACGCCGCGGACUACACCGUCGGCGACUCCUCGGGCUGGGCUAGCGGCGUGGACUACAGUACCUGGGCAAGCGACAAAACCUUCAUCGUCGGUGACACACUCGUGUUCCAGUACGGGGCGUCGCACAACGUAGCGGAGGUGGGGUCGUCGGACUACAGCGCCUGCUCCGCCACCAACUCCAUCCAGUCGUACAGCGACCAGGACACCAAGAUCACGCUCACCAAGCCCGGCACGCGCUACUUCAUCUGCGGGGUCAGCGGCCACUGCGCCGGCGGCAUGAAGCUCGCCGUCAAGGUCGCCCCCGCGGCCGCCACCACGCCCACCCCGGCCACCUCGCCCUCCACGCCUUCGGAGACGCCCUCCACGUCCACAACCCCGGCCGGGACGACAACUGCGCCUUCCUCGUCCAAAUCAGCGGAGAGCGUCGGCGGGGCCAGCGGUAUCGAGGCCCGCUCCGUGAUGGGCUCUCUAGUUGGGGCAGCGGGCAUUGUCGGCCUCGCCUUGAUGGGCUAGGCAAGAGGCAGUGCUUUUGUUUCCGUUCUCCGAAUAUUUCAGUAGUCCACGUUUUCUUCUUCCCGCCGAGUUGCACACUGUCUGCUGUAGCUCCUCUUUAUCCGGGGCCGUAUCGUUUGUGCUCUGUUCAGUUCUGUACUAGAUCCUCCGAUUCGAUCACGACUCGUGCUUGUACGACCACUUCCAAAUAUAUACUCUUUUUUUUUUGAGAAUAAA
Messenger RNA from Hordeum vulgare subsp. vulgare (domesticated barley), 879 nucleotides. RefSeq names its product blue copper protein-like. Gene Ontology annotation, cellular component: plasma membrane. NCBI's taxonomy places the organism in Eukaryota, Viridiplantae, Streptophyta, Magnoliopsida, Poales, Poaceae. The record is from RefSeq and is a predicted model, not a curated record. The transcript is spliced from 2 exons. The coding region runs from base 91 to 663 and encodes 190 amino acids. Gene Ontology annotation, molecular function: electron transfer activity.